This is a messenger RNA of Olea europaea var. sylvestris, 727 nucleotides long. RefSeq names its product cysteine-rich and transmembrane domain-containing protein WIH1-like. Gene Ontology annotation, cellular component: plasma membrane. The record is from RefSeq and is a predicted model, not a curated record. The transcript is spliced from 3 exons. NCBI's taxonomy places the organism in Eukaryota, Viridiplantae, Streptophyta, Magnoliopsida, Lamiales, Oleaceae. The coding region runs from base 190 to 423 and encodes 77 amino acids.
AUUUUCCCAUAUCCUGCCUUCCCUUCCCUUCCCUUCCUUCAACGCGGUGUCUCCGCCCUUGUUACGUAAUUUAUUCAACAACUCAACCAGCUUCAUCCUAUAUAUACACACCCACCCGAGUUAACUCCUCACAGAUUUUUGACAUUUACAUUAUUUCGAGUCAUUUUCUGAGCUUUUUUUGUGGAAAAAAUGAGUAACUACAACCAGAAUCAGCCCCAGGUAUAUCCUCCGCCAGGUACUGCAGAGCCACAGGGUGUUCCAUAUAUGGCUCCACCACCGCCGGCCGGUUACCCCAUGAAAGAUGGUCAUGGCCAACCACCAAUUGAUCCGGCACCGGCAGAAACUCAGUCGAGAGGUGAUGGCUUCUGGAAGGGAUGUUGCGCUGCCUUGUGUUGCUGCUGUGUGUUGGACGCAUGUUUCUGAGAAGUGUGACUCAUUGUCUAGUUGCCCUCUAUGAAAAGGCAGCACAAAAAUUGUUUAAUCCGAUUUUUUUUUUUUUAUUUACAUAUCAGUGAUUUGUUUCCUGGAAUAAGCACUUUCUGACUUUCUUCUCUUGUUGAUUUUAUUUUAUUUUUAUUUUUAUUUUUUGGUUGUCGUCAUAAUGUCUAAAAUCUAGUAACAUUGCCUUUUAUUUUCAUUUAAUGUAAAUGGUGCGAGCAUACUUUGCUUGGUUCAGUUCUCAUGUAAAUUUACGUUCCGUGAUAAUUUUGUUUUUCUUUUGUGAAUA